AUGAAAUUAGUUGUUCUCCUAUACAUGAUGGAAACUGAAAUUCAGCAUAUAUUUAGAACUUUGAAACAGUUUUCCGACCGGAUUUUCGAGACACAAACAGUUCAAGUUACAUCCAAUUUUAAUUAUACGAAUUCUGGUAACACCGCACUCUUAAAAGAUGUAAUGAACCUUGAUGUUCGUUUAUUCGUUUGA
Molecule: messenger RNA, 192 nt
Organism: Cetraspora pellucida
Lineage: Eukaryota; Fungi; Glomeromycota; Glomeromycetes; Diversisporales; Gigasporaceae
Source: the annotation of a GenBank genome assembly